CGGCAAUCUGUCACUGACAGUUUCAGUGGGGGGUUGUGGGUUAUUCAUUCAUGUAUUUAUUUGUUUGUGGUGUUUGAAUAAUUUUAAUCAUAAUUAUCACAGUAUGAUAUUUAUUUAAUUUUUACUUUAUAUUAAUUGUUAAAAAUUUGUACCAGUUCGUGUAAGAUGCCGCGAGGCAAGACUCGUCAUAAUUUGGAAGUUUGCGGGGAUUGCGGUGCUGCUGAUGCUACAUGGGCGUCAGUAAAUAAAGGCAUAUUAUUAUGCACUCAGUGCUGCAGCAUUCAUCGUAGCCUGGGCAGAUCUAUUAGUCAAGUGAAAUCUCUAGUGAAAAGUACUUGGAACCCCAAUCAGCUCACUAUGUUCUACACUUUGAAUAAUAACGGAGCUAAUAAUAUAUGGGAGCAUGCAUUACUUGAAAAUGGGUCAAAGCUGUUGAGAAAAAAACCAAAUGCCAAGGACCCGAUCAGCGUAAAGCAAGAAUAUAUCAAGGCAAAGCAUCUACAAUGUGCCUAUACCUUUCGUGAACAAUAUGAAGAUGGUCUUCUGAGCGUGGAAAAUGAACUAGGAAAACAAUUACAUGCCAGUGUUCGUUCUGCAAAUCUUGAAACUUCAUUUAGACUAUUGACAUCUGGAGCUGAUCCAAAUUAUUUUCAUGAUGAGAAAGGAUCUACACCACUACACAUUGCAGUAAGUUCUGAUCAAAAAUUGCAAGUUGAACUUCUCCUGGUUUAUGGGGCCAAUCCUAAUUCUCCAGAUAGCCAAGGACGAACUCCUUUGGAUUAUUCAAGACAAUAUAAUAAUAAAGAACUCAUGAGUCGUUUAAUCGAGAGUCAGUAUGAAGUAACGGACAGUUUUAGCUAUUACUUGGCACUAAGAAAACCUGAUCAUGCUGCGGGGGUACACUUCUGGAUACCUGCGACAGGAUUCAAAUCCAAUCCUGCUUCAUUAUCUAAGUUGCAGAAGCUAACUAAUCCAGUUUUUGAAGAACUAGCAAUGGAUGUAUACGAUGAAGUAGAGAGAAGGCAAACGGAAGCUAUUUGGUUGAGUUGUGCUGACACCACAGAACUCAACGUCGUGCCGUUUUUACCAGUCGACCCUACUCUUUCAACUAUCAGAAACCAAGGAAGACAAAAAUUGGCCAGAUUUUCCACUCCCGAACUGAAAACUCUUGUCUAUGAUGUUCUCAUCGAUACACAGAGAAGACAGAUGCCAGAUAAAGCACGAACAACUGAAGAUGAUGACGAUCCCUUAUAUGAUUCAGUUGCUGAAGAUGAAGACUAUGCAGAACCUAUAGACAGGGAGGAAGAGCCUGUCCGGAACAAAGACAGUAUUAUAUCUAUAGGCAGCAUCAGCAAAACAAACCAAGUGUUGGAACAGUUAACUAAGCAGUUGAAAAACUCAGAUAACACCAUAACGGAUCUACGUUCUGAGGUUUUAAAGUUGAGGCAUUACGUCAAAACGUUGCAGACUGAAAACUUCGAGUUGAGAGGUCGUAUGGGAAAAAAGGUGCAUUUUUCGAAUGGGGAUAGUGGUUUCGAUUCAUUGGAAUUCAUUGCAGAGAAGCAGGUUGUAGACGAGUCUCCCAGUGACAAACACGCAGACGAAGUUGAUUUGAGGCAAAAAAAAACUUCGCAGAGACCUACAAGCAUGUAUGAAACCAGAGAAGGUAUCAGUAAAGUAGCAAAUUGGCAGGCACUUAAGGCACAGAUCAAACAAAAUGAAAACGCGAAGAACGCAUCUUCAGGUCUGUAUGGUUCUCCAAAAGAGAGGGAAAUGGUCUUGCAGUGCACCGAGCAGAUAACCAGGACAAUACAGCUAUUGUGCAAAAGUAUUCAAGACCUGGAGAGAGAGGAAUGUGUGGCUAGUGGUGCUAAAGUGGGAAAGGCUGUUGCAAAAUUGGCUGGGACUAUACCACAGGAAUCUGAACCUGAGAAAAUCAAACUGAUGCUCGAAGCUUCAUCCAAACUCCAGCUGGAAUGCCUGAGCUUGCAAAUUGCCCGACUGAAAGGCGACGGAAAAUCUAUAGACGUGCACUUCAGCAACAUACGGGACAUCGGAUUCAAUAUUGCCAAAUACACAAAGGACAUUGUCACGAAAUAUUCAGCAAGCCAAUGGUAGAUAUUCAUCAAGUUACUGACUCGUUGAGUUUGUUGGUUGUUUAUUUUUUAAGUUUUUGCAUAUGCAUUAUAUACACAUUUAUUUACUUUUUUUUAUGACUGAUUCCUUUAUUUGUUUUUUUAUCAAAGUGGCUAAACUUUAGCUGGCGGAAUUUUUGCACAUGAGCUGAAGAAUCAUAUUUUUGCCUGGAUUUGUUUGCUGAAUCAAAUAAUCUAUUUAUAAAUAUAAAUAAAACAUAUUCUGCUUCAGACUUAUAUUUGUUGAGACAUUCCAAUAGCUUUAUGUCUUCAGUACACACCUCUGACAGGGUUUGUAUCAUUUUGUUGCAAUUUUCUCAUUAAGUAGCUUGGUAUAUACAGGACCAGACAUUUUAUAUUACUUAUUUUUACAUUUAAUCUAGAGACUGUAUUGGUGGGUUUCACUUUUAAGAUGUUGCUUGACCAAUAUCCAUAUUUUUCUGAAGUUGAAAAUUGUUUUUGACCAUACAGUGGAAUCAAUAAUUGAAAUGUAGCAACUCUACUGUAUGUCUGGUUUUUCAGCUACAAAUGCAUGAUUCCGUCUGCGCACGCUUAGUCUCUUCAUUUUUAUAUAAUUAAGUUCAAAAAACAAUUAUUGUAUAGCGGAAAGCGCAAUUUAACUAAAUACGUAUUGAGGAUCAAACAAUAAUGAUAAGUGUUUGUAAUUUUUCAUUGUUGGAUUUUUGCCAAAAAAUCAUGUCUAAACGUAGUUCCAGUUACUACUUUUCCAGUUGUUUUUGUACAUCUGUAUACAAAGUUAUAUGAUUUUUUCGUAAGAAACAUUUGUUUUCUUUUCAAUUUUAGUAUAGAAGAAAUCGCCCUUGUAUAUGGAUGCCUAUUUUUAUUGUAUCGUUUUAAUUGUAGAAUAUUUUUAGUGUUUAAGAAAAAAACAUUUUUAGCGCUUCAGUGGAGUUUUAAAUGAGAAAAUUGUAAUAUUAUCUUUUAUUCUUUACUUCACAGUAAUAUCUAACUUAAUCCUUUAUUUCGCAAUAUAAGUUGAAUAACUUUGUAACCUAAAAAUAUUAUUUAGAAUUGUUCCAAGUAAAGAAACUACAUAUUUUCAUUUACUUGUUUGAACAAGUAAGGUUUUCAAUUCUGUUAGUAUGAUGUGCCAAGUGUUUGGGCGUAAAUAAAUGAAAAUUCUCUUGAGAUUUUCACUUUCUUUAUGUCCUAAAUAUUUCUGGCCAUUAAUUCGAGCCCAAUAAGAAAUAGUAAUACAAUUUCAUCAUUCAAAAUCCCCUCCGUUAUGAUUCAAUAAUAUUUUACUAUUUCCAUCUCUUCAUUGAAAAAUUUGUUUUCAAUGCAAGUUUAAAAAAAAUAACACAGUUAUUUGUUUUUAUAUCAAAAUAUGUAUUACAAAAUAUUAAAAAUAUACAAAUAUUAAUAAUUAAUUAUGGUAACUCGACUGACUUUAUAUUGUAAUAUUGAUUUUAUACUGAUACUAAUAGAAUUGUUAUUGAUUAUUUAGCAUGACAUUUUAAAAAAAUUGAAUAAAUUAAGGCACAAUAUGCACCAAAAAUUGUUUUUAUUUUGUUACCUAGUUAUUAGUACUUCCAUAUGACUAUGGCCAAGUUUCCAGCAAAAAACAUAUAGAGUAGAGUGCUGCAUUCAUAGGAUAUCUCGAAUCCGAAAUCCUCGCCUACUACAACGUGAAAAGGAGGUCCGAGCUUUUUGUCCAUUUCGUUUUUAAUCAUUCUUGCUGCAGCCUGAAAAAAAUCUCAUUAUGUAUCUUUGCAGCAAAAAUAAAUAUCUUUUGGCUAUAUCAGUGGCGGCUCGUGACAAUCCAAACUGGUGAGGCCCAUGGCCCAUCAAGUUAACCCAAACAAACCCAAACAAAAUUUUCAAGUGUUACGCCCAAAUUUUGACCCAAAAUUUCAUUAAAAGAACAUCUCGGAUAUUUUUUUUGUAUAUUUCUAAUGAAAAUUUUCAUUUCUUACAGUUGCAAAACAACAGCAGUAGGUACAUAAUUCUUAUUUUAAUACAAAUA
Messenger RNA from Ceutorhynchus assimilis (cabbage seed weevil), 4122 nucleotides. Lineage: Eukaryota; Metazoa; Arthropoda; Insecta; Coleoptera; Curculionidae. The record is from the annotation of a GenBank genome assembly.